AUGGCCAUGAUUGAUGUCUCUCGGCAGAGGAGGUCGCUCCUGAAGGAUGCGGCUGCAUUGGACCAUCUGCCCGCUGAAUUACUUGAAAUUAUCAAGCAUCAGUCGUCAACGAAGCUCUUCGAUGCUGUAUCAGAAGCCGCGCUCAUACCAUCACUUACAGAGAGAAUCUUUGUGCAUUUCGAAGAUGUGUUUUCAGACAUUUGCGCACGAUGGAUUCUCAACGCCGGCAACGGACCACGACGGUUCUUAAUUGCGUCAGCUAUUGCCAGGAUUUUGCCAUUUGCGCCGUAUCUCUCGACUUUUCUUCAAUGUCCCGCCAGAGCUGGAGAGGAAGCGGCGCAGGGACCUUCGCUUCACUUGGCCUUAUUAACAUACUGGAGACUUUUCAGCUUCGACCUGAGAACUUUCAGCUCAUUAAUCCCCCCCGAGUACCUGCAGAGCUUGUUUGCGCAUCAGAGCAGGGCAGUGAGAUACCUUGCCAUUCGCAUCUUCUGCCAGCUGUUCCACGCCUCCGAUUUCAAGCUUGAGUCGCUUAUCGAAACACACGUUGGCAAUGCGAAUGCCAUCAAAGCCGAUUUCGACGGUGCAUCGGUGGAUUAUGGAUUCUUGUCGCUGCAUGAACAAGCCCGCGCCAAGAGGAUCAUCGCAUUACGGCAGCAGGUGAAGCGAUAUGCUCAAGACCCCGAAGAUGAUUGCCAGCCUUUACUCCAGUCUCUCACUCAGCAUGCAGUGUCCUAUGGCAAAAUCGUUCUUCCGCGACCAUCCGUACCGACUGGAGGCCCAUCGGAUCUUGUUAUGACUGCGACAACUACUAAUAAUCUCGAACGGCUCGCUGCCAUGAUCCGCAAUCCCGAACCUAUCCUUCUUCAUGGCCUGCCGGGUGUUGGAAAGACGGCGCUAGUCCACGAGAUGGCCAAGCAACUCGGAAUGUACUCCGGCAUGGUUACGCUGCACUUGAACGAGCAAACAGACGCAAAGAUGCUGAUAGGCCUGUACUCGACGGACUCAAAACCGGGCAGCUUUUCAUGGCGCCCAGGUGUACUGACCACAGCCAUCAAGGAAGGCAGAUGGGUAUUAGUGGAGGAUCUCGACCGAGCCCCUACCGAAGUUCUCAGCACUUUCCUUCCUCUGAUUGAGCGGAACGAACUGUUGAUCCCGAGCCGAGGAGAGAGGAUAAAAGCUGCGAAUACCUUCCGUCUUUUUGCGACUGUGAGGACGUCAAUGGGUAUGAAUGGACGCGAAAAUCUGCCUAGCAUUGUCGGCAUGCGAUUCUGGCAAUCCCUGUAUACAGAGCUCAUGGUUCAAUCAGAGCUGGAGGAAGUGGUUUUGCAGACGCAUCCUAUUCUGCACAAGUUUCUUCCCGGAAUAAUCGCUGUCUAUGGCCGUCUGACCCAAGUCAGCGGCGGAUCUCGAUCAUUAUCCCGCGGACGAGCACUUAUGGAUCGACAGAUGAACCUCAGAGACCUGUUAAAAUGGUGCCGGCGACUACAAGAGUGCUUGCUAGCUGCAGGAUCAACGACUGGAGAUGAGCCGAUAACUGAGACUACACGAGACUGGAUGUUCAUGGAAGCAGUCGACUGUUUUGUGGGAAGCUGUCCGGAUGAUGAGCUUGGCAAACAACUCAUUUAUGCCAUUGCGGAGGAGAUGCAUUUGUCCAAAGAACGGGCAGACCAUUAUUUGACUGCCAAUAUACCCCCUUUGGAAGAGAAUGAUGUUCAAUUCAGCAUUGGGCGAGUCCAGCUACGGAAAAAGAAGACUGUGGCCAAGCUGCAAAAGUCAAAACGACCCUUCGCAAGCACUUCGCAUGCCAAGAAGCUCUUGGAACAGAUCGCUGUAGCUGUCAAGCUCAACGAACCGGUGCUUCUUGUCGGAGAGACAGGUAUAGGAAAAACGACAGUCGUUCAGCAGUUGGCUGAGUCGCUUGGCCAUAAGCUUAUCGCGGUCAAUCUUUCACAGCAAAGUGAGGUGGGCGACCUUUUGGGUGGCUUCAAGCCCGUCAAUGUCCGAAGUCUUGCGGUGCCCCUGAAAGAGGAAUUCGAAGAUCUCUUUUCAGCGACAGGGAUAUCUGCAUCCAAAAACCAAAAGUAUCUCGAGCAGGUCGGAAAAUGCCUUGCCAAAGGACAGUGGUCAAGACUAUCUAAGCUGUGGAGGGAGGCUCCUAAAAUGUUUCUCAAAAUUGUGUCUGAGUUGGAGCGGGCUCACUCAGAAAAGGCCGAGGCGAGAAACGGAGAUGAUUCACAACCGACAAAGAGACGGAAGACCCAGUCUAAGCUGCAAACGCUGCUGGAACUCAAGCCUAGAUGGGAUCAGUUUGCCCGUACUCUCGAGCAAUUUGAUAUACAAAUUUCAGGUGGAAACGCCUUUGCAUUCUCAUUUGUGGAAGGAAAUUUGGUAAAGGCCGUCAGAAAUGGCGACUGGGUUCUUUUGGAUGAAAUCAACCUAGCCUCUCCAGACACCCUUGAGAGCAUUACAGAUCUGUUGACGGGACCCAACGAGAGGCCGUCCAUCCUUCUCUCUGAGACGGGAGAGAUUGAAAAAAUUGUGGCACAUCCAAACUUUCGCAUAUUUGGUGCAAUGAACCCGGCGACCGAUAUUGGAAAAAGAGAUUUGCCUAUUGGUAUUCGAUCGAGGUUCACUGAGCUUUAUGUGAAAAGCCCCGAUAAGGACUUGAAGGAUCUCCUUACCAUAAUCAAGACAUACUUGGGCAAUGGCAGCAACAAGAAUGACCAAGUGGGAGAUGAUAUCGCACGCCUGUAUCUCAACACGAAGCGAAUGGCAGAAGAGAAGCGUUUGGUAGACGGAGCGAAUGAAGUCCCUCACUUCAGUCUUCGUACGCUAACUCGAGUGCUGAGCUAUGUCAAUAUGAUAGCCCCCUUUUAUGGUUUAAGACGAGCAAUGUAUGAAGGAUUCUCCAUGGGUUUCUUGACAUUACUGGACCGAAACUCGGAGAAGAUGCUUCUGCCGCUUAUUUAUCACCACCUUCUGGACAAGCAUGGAAAUCCGCAGUCAUUACUAUCCCAGCCUCCAAAGCAACCGGGCGACGGUAGACAGUAUGUCAAGUUUCAAAACCAGAGCCGGGAUCGACAUUACUGGCUCUUCCAAGGCGAGCAGACACCCAUUGAGAGAGACGAUUACAUUAUUACUCCUUACGUGGAGAGAAAUCUUCUCAAUCUUGUCCGAGCAACUUCUACUAGGCGCUUCCCUAUCCUGAUUCAAGGACCUACAUCGGCCGGUAAAACCAGUAUGAUUGAGUAUUUGGCAAAUUUCACUGGAAAUAAGUUCGUCCGAAUCAAUAACCACGAGCAUACCGAUCUUCAAGAAUAUCUGGGCACUUAUAUUUCAGGGCCAGAUGGGAAACUACGCUUUCAAGAGGGUCUUCUCGUUCAGGCCAUGCGACAGGGACACUGGAUCGUUCUUGAUGAGUUGAACUUGGCACCGACUGAUGUACUUGAGGCUCUCAAUCGUCUACUUGAUGAUAACCGCGAGCUGUUAAUUCCUGAGACGCAGGAGGUUGUUAAGCCUCACGAGAACUUCAUUCUCUUUGCUACUCAGAAUCCUCCUGGCCUUUAUGGAGGCAGAAAAGUGCUAUCUAGGGCGUUCCGAAAUCGAUUUCUCGAACUUCAUUUCGACGACAUUCCCGAAGAUGAACUGGAAUACAUUCUCCAGCAGCGAAGCCGCAAUACCUCACCCCCCGAUUGUAGGCGCAUUGUCAAUGUCUACAAGGAAUUAUCACGACUCCGUCAAACUAGCAGACUUUUUGAGCAGAAAGACAGCUUCGCCACUCUUCGAGAUCUAUUUCGAUGGGCUCUCAGAAAUGCAGACACACGUGAAGAGAUUGCUGCACAUGGAUUCAUGCUUUUGGCCGAAAGAGUUCGUAACGAGGAAGAACGAAGAGCCGUCAAGGAGGUUAUUGAAAAAGUCUUCAAAGUUAGACUUAAUCCCCAGGACCUUUACUCCGCAGAACUGGCACCUGAGCUAAAGGAUAUUGCUCAUCGGGCUAAUGCUCAAGGCGUUGUUUGGACUCACGCAAUCAGGAGGUUGUAUGUGCUGGUAUCUCGAGCGUUGCAGAAUAACGAGCCGGUUCUCUUGGUUGGUGAAACUGGAUGCGGCAAAACAACAGUUGUCCAGCUGCUCGCAGAGAUUCUAGGCAGACAAUUGCAUAUUGUGAAUGCUCACCAGAAUACAGAGACUGGAGAUAUCAUUGGUUCUCAACGUCCUAUCCGAAACAGGGGCGCCAGCAUUGAGGCGCUGGAUGCUGAUGUGACUGAGGUCUUGAGACACUGCAAUGUCGAUGUAUCUGGCACGGCAGCAGAUAGGCUGGAGAGAUACAAAUCCCUCGAUAAAACAUUCCUUGAUGGCAUCCCUGAGCAGACAAAAGAGAGAAUUGCGUCGAACGAGACCAGGAGCAUGGCUUUGUUCGAGUGGUCCGAUGGUGCUCUUGUUGAGGCUAUGCGAGGCGGUCACUUCUUUCUCCUCGAUGAGAUUUCAUUGGCUGACGAUUCGGUUCUGGAACGACUCAAUUCCGUUCUAGAGCCUCAGAGAACGCUUCUUUUAGCUGAAAAGGGAGUGGAUAACUCAUUCGUCGUUGGCGUAGACGGCUAUCAGUUCUUCGCCACCAUGAAUCCCGGAGGUGACUUUGGCAAGAAAGAGCUUUCUCCAGCCCUGCGAAACCGAUUUACCGAGAUUUGGGUUCCUCCGCUGUCAGAGAGCGAUGAUAUCUAUGACAUUACUAGGACGAAGUUGGUCGAGGCCGCCAAGAGCUAUGCUGAAGCUGUGGUACAGUUUGCGGCUUGGUUUGGCGCUACGUUUCGACCGAUGGCCACUGCUCCAUUCUCAGUGAGAGAGGUUCUUGCUUGGGUUCAAUUCAUCAAUGCAUCGGCAGAUCAGGACGUCGUGCUAUCAAUAGUUCAUGGAGCUGCUGCUAUCUUUAUUGAUAGCUUGGGUGCCAACCCAUCCGCUAUUUUGGCAACAGACAUUAACGCGAUCCACCGCCAACGGGUAGACUGUUUACACAAGCUGGGGCAACUUCUUGGCCGGGAUGUUUCUGCUACUUACCAGACUCAACCUGAACUCGACGUCACAGAAUCUCACUUGACCAUUGGAGGAUUCAGCGCAGUUCGAACAGCAGAUGCUUCUAAUCCUUCAAGUUUUGCCUUCCAUGCGCCAACUACUCGUCUAAACGCCAUGAGAGUGAUACGAGCGAUGCAAACCCAAAAGCCUAUCUUGCUAGAAGGUAGCCCUGGUGUUGGAAAAACAUCUCUUGUGGUUGCCUUGGCGCAAGCCUGCGGCCGGCCAUUGACCAGAAUCAACCUGUCAGAUCAAACUGAUCUAAUGGAUCUCUUCGGAACAGAUGUCCCAGUUGAGGGUGAAGAAGCAGGUAACUUUGCAUGGAGAGAUGCACCGUUCCUCCAAGCAAUGCAAAAGGGUGAAUGGGUUCUUCUCGACGAAAUGAACCUUGCUUCUCAGUCUGUAUUGGAGGGUUUGAACGCCUGUUUGGAUCACCGUGGCGAAGUAUACAUCUCUGAACUCGAUCAAGUGUUCAAGCGCCAUCCAAACUUCCGUCUCUUUGCUGCUCAGAAUCCCCACCACCAGGGUGGCGGCCGUAAGGGACUUCCAGCUUCAUUCGUCAACCGAUUCGUCGUUGUAUAUGCCGAUGUCUUCAAAGAUCAUGAUCUCAAAUUGAUCGCCAGCCAUAGCUUCCCGCAGCUGUCCGCUGAGGUCAUCAGUUUGCUGAUCCAAUUUGUAACACAGAUUGAGCACCAUCUUCUGGUCGAAAAGACUUUUGGUGCGCAAGGUAGUCCGUGGGAGUUCAACCUCCGAGAUGUCCUUCGAUGGCUCAACCUACUGAGCUCGUCCGACCCGCUCCUGAAGACUCGCCAUGUUGAAGACUUCCUUGACAUCGUAAUUAGGCAGCGUUUCCGCACUGAAGCCGACCGUGCUGAAGUAGACAAGAUAUUCCGGCACGUUAUCAGCUGGCAACCCCGCUCUCGCCACUUCUACCAUGAUCUUGGGUCUCGAUUUGGCCAAGUUGGUCUUGCUUUACUAGACAGGAACUUGAACUCCCAGCCAGAGAGACUUCCUAGUAUUGACAUUGUACCAAGGCUCCCGGAGCUCGAAUCCAUUAUGCUCUGUGUGAAGCAGAAUAUUCCUUGUAUUCUCAGCAGCCCUUCGGGAUACGGCAAGUCUGUGCUGUUGAAAUAUGUCGCAGCACUCGCCGGAAAGCCCCUAGUCGUGUUCCCCAUGAAUGCAGACAUUGAUACCAUGGAUUUGGUUGGUGGCUUUGAACAAGCGGAUCCCCUGAGAGAGAUCAAUGCCACUCUCCGGAACCUGAGAGAUUUCCUUCAGGAUUCAGUCAUGUCGGUUGUUCCUGCACAGGCCCCAAGUGAGGUGCUACAGCUGCUUCAUCAGCUCGACAACUACAAUGGCGAUAGUGAAAGCAUCUUCACUAUUAGAACUACGAUAGAGGCUUUACUCCAGCAGAUUGCUGCCGGUUCUGAAGUGUCCCUCUCGCUUUCUCGUACUCUGGAGAUUCUUCACAGCCCUCUGGUGCUCUCGAAUCCUCGAUUCGAGUGGCUAGAUGGUGUGAUUGUCAAGGCUUUGGAGACUGGCCAGUGGCUAGUGUUGGACAAUGCUAACAUGUGCAAUGCUUCCGUUUUGGACCGAUUGAACUCGUUGCUUGAGCCCAAUGGAUUCCUCAGCAUCAAUGAGCACUGCGGCCCAGGAGGAGAACCUAGGAUCGUCAAACCUCAUCCUGAGUUCCGAAUUUUCUUGACCAUGGAUCCUCGCCAUGGUGAGCUUUCUCGUGCCAUGAGGAACCGUGCUAUUGAGAUUCACAUCUAUACCCCGCCGCCGGUCCUAGAUGCGUCCCUUGCUAGGAUGUCGCAUGUUGAGAGCUCUCUCCAGCGAUAUCUCAAGUCCACAGAAUACUCGGAGUCACUGCUAUCUGAGGGUGUUGAUCCGGAGGCCAGUCUGGUUUCUCUGGAGAAUCUUUCUAUCCAGGACGUUGCUCUUCUUCCAAGAUUCGUCAAUUCGAUGACAACAGAACGUGCAUCAUACCUAACCCUCGUGCAAGAAUUUUUGACGCUUCUACAAUCGCCACUUGGAUCGCGAUUACAGCUAUCUCUCAGAGAACUGUAUUCGAACUUGGCUGGUGCUGCCUCGGAUGCACUGGCAAAUGCUCAGCCAUUACACCCUCUCAACAAUAUGACUGUCAGCAACAUGCUUCCCUCGGUUGAUUUGGCUAGGUGGAAUGCAGCUCGUUAUGAUACAUACCGACACUUGUAUCACAUCCAAAGCGUUCUUGACUCGCAGCAGACACAAGCUCGCUCGGACUCUACUGUGAAGUUGGCUACGUUUGUCUCUUCAAUUUUGACUGCUCUGACUGAGUUUUUCGGGCUUGAAAUGCUGUCUCAUGAUACUUGGGAGGGUACUCAGUUUAUUAGAGCUAUUCGAUACUACAUGGACCGCACAAUUGCCCUUGCAACAAAGGGUGAUUUUGACGAGGCCGUAUUCCAGGCCCAUUUGGCACAGGGUACAGCGCUCCUAGGGAAACAGAUCCUGGCUGCGAAAUCCGACAAUAACCGUCAGCUUUCAACCUACAUACUAGGAAGAUUGGAGGACGACUUUGACGGCGGAUUCAAACUGAGUACCGGUUUGAGUAUGGAAUUGCUCUGGAACCUGAUGAGACCAAUCCCUAUUCCUGAUAAGUCGGUUCUUGAUCGGUCCGUUGAACUUGACCGACUGGGCGCUAGAUUUGAUAACCUACGAUGGAAGGCUGGAGCCUCUGUUGUUGAUUUGUCGAAAGCUCAGCAGACUCUCGAGCAAGCUUACAAAAUUAUCAGAGACGGCGUCGUUGCAACGGAUGGAUUGGUCAAAGACCUCAUCACUGGAAUUGAGUCUCUGGAGAGCCGUAUUGCUGACGAAGAAGCCGAACUGUUGCCAUUUUUGGCGAAUGAAUUCGAGUCUUUGAGACAAUUCGACAUUCUUCGAUCUGUUUCGCCCAAUAUUAUUCUAGAGAGCGGAUUCCGGGAUCUCUACAUUUUGUCAAAUGUUCCAACCAAAACCAGAUUAUCGCUUGAUCAAUUCCCAUGGGAUGGAACGUUUACACCCAUCUUGUGGUCGAAGUUGCAGUCUAUGGGUGGAGUUAGUCUUGGAUCUCUGGCAUUGCUUGAUGUGGAGUUGCCAGCUAUGGGACGACAUGUGGCUUCGCUGUCUGCUGAAGUCGCUGCCGACCCGCUACCAAAGCUGAACAAUAUUCUUCAGCAGCUGAUUUUCGAAGUAUUUGGCGCGCAUUCAGCGAGCCUCAAAGAAGCUGCUAUUCACGCCUAUCUCAACGCAGAGGAACAAGCCAAGACCAACGGCGAUGUGGCUCAGGUAGCUGAACAGCAUCUAAUUCCGGCCAUGGCUUCUCUGCUAGCGAAGAAAAACGAUGAUCGACACACAUAUUUGUCUGCACUGGCAUGGACUCACUUCAGCGUUGGCGUUCUGAAGCUCUACGUGCCUGAUCGCGUCUUCGAUCCUCAGCUACGCCCAAAGAUGGAAAGAGAGUUCUUUGAGGAGCUUCAGAAUGGUAUUGCUGACAAGAUAUCUUCUCUUAUCGCAUUUGAAAGCAAAUUUACUGGACAGAAGACAAACGAGCGUAUUGAAUUGCUCAGCCAGGAGCUUUCUAGUAUGGGCCCGUUACCUGAAGAGGUCCAGCCAGUAUUCCGACCAGAGCAGUCAGAGCUUAGCCGACUGCAUGCAGAAUUUUCUAACAUCCUGAAGGCUAUCACAAGCCCAGCUCUUCGAGCAGCGCUAGAGUUUUCUGACAACAUCAACUCUUCAGUUGACAGGGAAGGGUUGGUACUGGUAAAGGAAAACGUCAAGAGGCUACAAGAUCGACUUACAGCUCGAUUUGAAGCAUACCAGGAUAUGACCAGGCCUGCUGCGAACCUCUUGCAGUGCCUGCGCGUCGGUCUAUCACUCUAUGAUGCAGCCGCAGCUUCAUCGCUGACAUCGCCUACAUCCCAGCUUCUAGAUAUGACGCCGUUCUUCGGAGGGUCAACCUGGGAUGUCACCAUGCAGUCCUCUUUUGAGAAGAACUUUGAGUUCCUCAGUCUUGUCCGAGUUGCUGUGAAUAUUGAAGGAAGCGAAAGUUUCCGACCGGGCAUACGAGAGGCUAUUUUCGAAUGCUUCCAUGGGUUUUACGACGAGUGGAGCAAGAAACUCGAAGCAGACCGAAAGGCAGAAGAGACAAAGGGCAGCAUCUACCAAUUCCGUGGUUCCUUGGAGGAUGAGGAAGAAAUCGAUGAACAGGAAUUUAACGAGCUGUUCCCGACAUAUGAUGCUGAUAAAGAGACUGUUAGCCCAGGAAACAAGAAGGACACUGUUCGUAACAUGUCUCUAAAGGUUGCCGAAGCUCACAGGAAGAUCUUCCUGGAUAGAGAGGAUGCCCAAGUCUCGAUUCAAAAUUUGAGCAGAGAUGUGGGCAAUAGGGUUGCGAACGAAACCAAGAAUCAGUCAUACCUUGAUCGUGGACUGAACAACAGAAUGCUCGCAAGCACAACGCUUCUCCUUGACGACAAGCUCAAUGGGCUGCAAACAUCUGAGAAGGAUAAGUCGUACAGCUUCUAUACUAGCCCCAACUUGCCUGAAGCCCGACAACUUGUGAUUCUGAUUGGCAAGAUCAAGGCUAGGUUCCGCGAACUGCAGCUGGUUGAUGAGAUUGGCCACAUGCAGCCGCUGGCGGACGUCAUUCAGAGCUGUAACAACGUUCUUGAGCUCAUCCAUGAAGAUCCCCUAGCCAAGAUAUUACCUAAGGUAGAGCAUCUACACGCGCACGUUUAUGAAUGGCAAUUCGGCGGUUGGGCUAGUAAGGUGUAUGCUGUUCUGUCGCUCUAUAACGCGCUCACGGAUACUAUUGUUCGCUGGCGACGAUUGGAGCUGUCAACAUGGGCCAAUCUAUUUGAGACGGAACAAACAAAAUGCCAAGAGGACGCCUAUUCAUGGUGGUUUAUCGCCUACCAAGUGGUCGUUGCUGUUCCCCUCUCCAUGGUUGAUUCUCCCGCUGAACUGCAAGAGUAUACUGUGUCGCUUAUCCAGAGCUUGGAGACGUACUUUUUGACCUCCAUCGUUGGGCAAUUCGCAACUCGUUUGUCGCUUUUGCGACAGCUACAGAGCCACCUUCAGCUCCUCAUUCAAGACUACCCCAGCCUGACAGUCAUCUUCCAUGCUCUCACAAAUUUCAUUUUCUACUUUACCCGUUACGAGAAGGCUGCCGAGGCUGCUAUCCAGAAGGGCCGGGCCUCACUCGAUAAGAAAAUGAAAGAUGUGCUUCUUAUGGCUAGCUGGAAAGAUACCAACAUUAAUGCUCUCCGGGAUAGCGCCAAGAGAUCUCACCAGAAGCUUUUCAGAAUCGUUCGAAAAUUCCGUGGCAUUUUGGGCGCGGAAAUGAAAAUGGUUAUUGAGCAGGGUCUUCCUGAUGAGUCGUCAUCUCAACCAGCAGCUGUGGCAGGCCAAGUUGGCGAAAUCGAAGUACCUGAUGCCGCUGUUGAGUCGCUAAAUGGAGCACUCCCCGGUUGGCUGGAAAAACACAAACGUCUCGGCAACGUAGUAAAGACGUCUUUGGACGCAUAUCUUGUUAGCUUGGAAGAGUCAAUGGCAGAGCUGAAGAAAGAAACCCCGUCAACUCUGACCGACGAGAAUAAAGAGCAGGUCAAGCAUAUGAAGACAAGGAAGCGCAAGCUAUUUGCCGAUACACUACGAGAUCUCCGCGGUAUGGGUCUACGAUACAACCUUGGCCAGGAUAACUUGGCUGAGCAAGAAUCGUUGUCUGUUGUGCUUGCUUCUACUGCGCCAUUGGAAUUUUCUAAUUCCGGCAUUUUAAGCGAAGCAGAGUAUUACUUCCACAAGACUCUGGAUCUCGCUCCAAAGGCUCGAAACGCAGCUCGAGAGCAUUCUGAAGAUUUGACUGGCGCCGAGGUCGCGCGAAGCAUUGGCUUCGUUGAAGGGUUUAUUCACUUCGCCUUGUCCCAGCGAAACAGCCUUGCGAGCAUCAUGUCUGCUUUCGGAUCACUCAAAAAGGCGAUAUUCCAGUUCCAAGACCUGGGUAAAUUCCAAAGCCUAGGUGGUCUAUCUCGAAGCCAAGGAAUCACUGAUUUGUCACGUUUCCUCCCAUGGACCGUGCAAGGACUGAAAUUUGCCAUCCACUUGCUAGGCGUUCACGGCAAAUUGGGCAAGCUUGAUCACAGUGCAUUGGUUCAAAAGCUGCAGACGUGGUUAGAAACCAUUGAGAAUCACGCAAAGAGACUGGGCGAAUUGGCCAAGCUUCCUGCACUGCUGACGUCCGAUGUCCAUACUAAGCUACACGAAGAUGUGACAAGGGAUUUAGCCGAGCUGCAGUCAACUGUUAGCGAGGCUAUUCAGAGCAACCCUGGUGUUGGCUUCAUUCUUCAGCAACUCCGUGUCUGGAACCAUACGACCACUGAGCCCUUGGAAACUCGAGGCCAUACCAUGGACCUUUUGGGCUUUGCAGAAUCAGUUUCUACUCUGUGUGACACCGUUUUGGUGGCCGUUGAGAAUGCAAAGAAAGCCGGAGCAGAGAUUCCAAGGAAAGAGGAUGAGGCAGCCUGGUUGAAGAAGCAUAGCGACGCCUAUCUCUCCAUGAUUAAUCAGCUUCACAUGAAGAACGUGGAGAAGACAAUUGAGCAAUGCAUUCGCGCCUUGCAGAAAAUCGAUCUAGGACAGCCACUGGCAAGCAUGGCCGCAAUGAGUGCUAUUACCGUCGCAUCGCCAAUCCUGAAUCAAUUCACGGCAUUAUGCGAACAAUCAAUUACGGCCGGUGUGGAUAUCCAUCGUGCUACUGUUAAGAUGGGAUAUGGCAUGACAAAAGCUUUCACGCAAAUCGCUUCACAGGGAUUCUGCACGCCGCAAGAAAAAUCGGACGAGAAAUCAGGUGCCGAAGGCAAGUUGGAAUCUGGCACUGGUCUUGGCGAUGGUGAAGGCGCUGAAGAUAUUAGCAAAGAUAUCCAAGCUGACGAGGACCUUUCUGAGCUUGCACAAGAGGCGAAUAAGGAGAAGGACGGUGAGAUGGAAGAUGAAAAGGACGCAGUCGAUAUGGCAGAUGAGGAACUGGAAGGAGAUAUGAACAGUGUGGAUGGCGCUGAGGAAGAAGACGAAGACAAGUCUCAGAAGGGAGAUGAGGAAGAGGAAGAGGAUGCUAUGGAUGAAGAGGCUGGUGAUGUGGAUGACCUUGACCCCACUGCCGUUGACGAAAAGAUGUGGGAUGGCGAUGAUGAAAAGGCAGAGAAAGACCAGGAGGGCGAUAAAGCAAAGGAUCAGGAUCAAGACCAAGAUCAAGAUCAAAAGCCCGAUGGCGAAGAACCCGAGGAGCCUGAGGCCGAAGACGUAGGGGCAGAGGAAGAGGAUGUGCAAGCAAAGGAAGAGCUAAACCGCCAAGACCAAACAGUGGAGGAGAACGACGCACUGGAGCUUCCCGAAGACUUGGAUAUGAAUCUCGACGAAAAUGACGCAGAGGGCUCAGAUGAGGAUGACUUGGAUCUCAUGUCGGACAUUGAAGAAGACAAAGAGCAAGAAGAGCAGCCUAAAGAUGCGGAGGCAGUUGAUGAUGAGAAGAUGGAAGAGGACGCAGAGCAACAAGUAGAGCCAGAGACUGCGGUUGAGGACGAGGUGAGCGAGGCGGAGGAGAUUGAAGAGAACGUCGGCGUCGACGAGAUUCAAGAAGAAGCAGAGCCUGAGCAAGAGGAAGAGAAGAAGGAUGAAGAACAACCAGACGAGAGCCAUCCAGAUCAGACGCCUAAUAAGCAAGAGGAGACCAAGGCAGACAAGGAGAAUGCGGCACCAAGCGAUGUCAAGAGUUCCGGAAUCGACCAAAACGCAGAUUCCAUGGACAUGGAUGACGAAUUCCAAGCCAAGGCAGCUCAGCAAGAUGAAGGUGACAUGGGAGAUGGCGCAGCGGACCAGGAUACAAGCGCUGGCAACAAAGGAGCUACAUCACGGUCGAAGGAGGCGGUGGACAAGCCUGAAGACGGCGAUGCUCAGGAAGAAGCCCGCAGCGACCCGUUCAAGAAACUGGGCGACGCACUGGAGAGAUGGCACCGCCAACAACAGGACAUUAAGGAUGCCAAUCCCGAAGAAGAGCAGCAGCACGGGCCGGAAGCUGAAGAGCAAGGCCAGCGCGAAUUCCAGCACCUGAAGGACGACCAAGCAGCCGAGGAUACUCAGGCUCUUGGCACAGCGGACAACGAAGAGGCACAACCCCUGGAUGAGUCUAUGGCAAUUGACGAGGAGAAGCAAGACCCAACCAGCCACGUCAUGGACGGAGAUGAAGAGGAGAAGGAAGAUGCAGAGCUUGACAAGAUGGACCUCAGUGAGCCAGCAGAGGACGACAAAGAAGCGGGCAUGAAUGAUGUGGACGACAGUCGCACUGGCGUGAAGACGAGACAGGGUGCCUACAACAAGGAGCCUACGUCUGAAGAAGAGGAAGAAGAGGACCAGAAGCUCAAGGUCGAAGAGGAAGAAGAAGACGUACAAGACGCAUCCGCCCAGCUCUCGACAACUCACCUUUGGGAGGAUCAACGACCCUUGCGCGACUUUUCGCAGUGUCUUGAGCAGUGGACCGAACUUCAGACCAAGUCUCACAGCCUGUCGCUGUCGCUAACAUCCCAGCUGCGGCUGAUUCUCACGCCGUCGCAGUCUACCAAGCUGUCGGGAUCGUUCCGCACCGGAAAGCGACUCAACAUCAAGCGCAUCAUCCCUUACAUUGCCUCGAGCUACAAGCGAGACAAGAUCUGGAUGCGGCGCAGCAUCCCGACGAAGCGGACGUACCAGAUCAUGCUGUGCGUGGACGACAGCAAGAGCAUGGGCGAGUCGUCGUCUGGCGCGCUGGCAAUGGAGUCGUUGGUCAUGGUGUCGCGAUCCCUGACGAUGCUCGAGGCUGGUCAAGUGGGCGUGCUGGGCUUCGGCGCCGACGUCUUCACGGCGCAUCAGCUGACGGAUCCCUUUGGCUCGGAUGCGGGUGCCAAGGUUCUGCAGCGGUUCUCGUUUGGCCAGGACAGGACGGACAUUGCGCUGCUGAUCCGGCAGACCAUUGACACGUUCCGCACGGCACGACAGCGGUCGAGCGGAGGAUCGGAUCUGUGGCAGCUCGCGCUGAUCCUUUCAGACGGCCUAACGCCGUCGUCGGCCCACGAUUCCAUCCGGCGGCUGCUGCGAGAAGCCAUGGAGGAGCGCAUCAUGAUUGUCUUCAUCAUCAUGGACGACACGGGCAAGAAGAAGGGCGACAGCGUGCUGGAGCUCAAGGAGGCCAAGUUUGUCAGCGAGGGGGGCGAGAGCCGGGUCGUGAUUGAGCGGUACCUGGACACGUUCCCCUUCCAGUACUACCUGAUUGUGCAUAAUCUGGAGGAGCUGCCGAGCGCCCUGGCGGGAUUGCUGCGGACGUGGUUUGCAGAAGUGGCAUCAUGA
Molecule: messenger RNA, 14460 nt
Organism: Trichoderma breve
Lineage: Eukaryota; Fungi; Ascomycota; Sordariomycetes; Hypocreales; Hypocreaceae
Product: AAA domain (dynein-related subfamily) domain-containing protein
Exons: 8
Coding region: 1-14460 (4819 amino acids)
Biological process (GO): rRNA processing; ribosomal large subunit assembly
Cellular component (GO): nucleus; preribosome, large subunit precursor
Molecular function (GO): ATP binding; ATP hydrolysis activity
Source: RefSeq, a predicted model, not a curated record